AUGGAAAGGUACAGGAUUGAAGUUAAAAAGAGGCUCUUUUACAAGGUGAAGGCAAUGUGUAAGGAGAGGAUUCAUGGGGGGUUUGGAGAGGCAUACUCACUACUGCCUAAGUAUGCUGAAAUGGUAAAAGAGACUAACCCAGGGAGCUAUGCUCUGGUCAGUUGGGGUGAAUCAACUGCAAAUCAGCCACCAAGAUUCAAGGCUUGUUUUUUUUCAUUUGCUGCCCAAUGUAGGGGAUUCUUGAGGGGUUGCAGACCCAUAAUUGGCAUUGAUGGAGCUCACUUAAGUGGACAUUUCAAGGGAAUCUUGCUGACUGCACUUGGGAUUGAUGGGAACAAUGAGAUUUUUCUCAUAGCUUAUGGAGUGGUUGGGACUGAGAGCAUUGACAUUUGGGGUUAUUUUCUAAGGAACAUGAAAAUCCUAUUUGACAAGGAAGGCUGCAGUAGAGAUGAUUGGACUUUCAUCUCUGACAGGAUGAAGGUAUUAACUGAUAGCUUUGCAUGUAAGGUGUUGACACGGCAAUCCAUGAAACAUUCCCUAGAGAAACAAGAAGAGUGUGUUGCCAGCACUUGUACACAAACUGCAAGGCCAAAGGAUUCAGUGGUUCAGCCUUCCAUAAGCUUUUCUGGAUUGCAGCAGAUGCAUAUAAUGAAAUCAUUCAACUCAUGCACACAACCCUACAGAGAUCUCCCUGUUCUGAGAUUACUUGAAGCAAUAAGGCAAUGGGAAAUGAAGAGGAUUGGCUCAAGGUUUGACAAAGCUAUGGGCAUGGGGGAUAUGGACCUAACUGAGUAUGCCACAAAUAUUCUGCAAGCAAGAUCAGAUGAGUAUAGGCUAUGCUAUGCAACACCUUAUGGUGGUGAUGAAUUUGAGGUUAGAGACCAACAUGUGCAUUUUCCCAUAAAGCUAAGCAGAGGCACUUGUGGUUGUGGGAAGUGGCAGCAUUCAGGGAUCCCUUGCAAACAUGUGCUAAGGGUUAUAUAUCACCAAAGGCUACAACCUACUGACUUUGUAGCUCCUUGCUUCAAAGGGAAGGCAUACAAGCUUACUUAUGCAGAGCAUAUGCACCCAGUGCCUGACCCAAGUCAUUGGCCAUCAGUUAACCUUCCUGAGAUAUUACCACCAAUGGUAAAAAGAUCUGCAGGAAGACCAAAAAAGAAAAGAAAAAGAGGGCCAAAUGAAGCUAGAAAAGGGAAGAGGCACUCUACAGUUAAGUGCAGCUUAUGUGGUGAACUGGGGAACAACAUGUUGACUUGUGCAUCUAGGAAAAAAACCUCAACAGCUGAAGCAACCACAUCAAAGGUCGCCUCUCAUCCCAAGAAGAAAUCAAAGAAAGCAGCAGCAUGA
Chenopodium quinoa (quinoa) is the source of this 1347-nucleotide messenger RNA. RefSeq lists its product as uncharacterized. Gene Ontology annotation, molecular function: zinc ion binding. The record is from RefSeq and is a predicted model, not a curated record. NCBI's taxonomy places the organism in Eukaryota, Viridiplantae, Streptophyta, Magnoliopsida, Caryophyllales, Amaranthaceae. The coding region runs from base 1 to 1347 and encodes 448 amino acids. The transcript has 4 exons.